AUGUUCUUAACUAAAAAUCGACCUGUACCUCGUCUUAGUACAACAAGUACUGGGCGUCGUUUAACAACAAUUUUUUUAAAACAUUCAAUUUCACGUGGUAGUACUGCUACGAGUAGUAUUGGUUCAAUAACAACACCAAAAACUGGUUCAAUUCUAUCUGAUUUCAAUGUAUUAGAUGAACAUGAUUAUGAAAUAACACGUCAAGUAAUGCAUGAUCUUAUUGAUGAAAUUCAAAUUGAAAAACCUUUUAUUAGUUUUAAUGAAAUGUUUAUUGAUCAAGAUACUAUUAUUGGUUGUUUAUUACGAAUAUUUAAUGAAUAUGGUAAAAAUAUGGAUGGAAUACAACGAAUAACACGUGAAAAUAUGUUGAAACUCUUAGAUGAUUCAGAUCUAUUUGAUAAUGAAUAUACAUCAUCAAUAUUUAUAAAUGAUUGGAAUAAUUUACGUAAACAAAUGAUGAAAAAGAAACUUUAUGAACGAAAAACAAAAGAUUUUGAUUUUUGUGGUUUUAUUCAAUUGAUUGAUAUGAUUAAAAUUCGUUUACAUAAAAGUAAAGAUGAAAUUUUAAAGAAAAUUAUUAGUUCAUCAAUUUAUAAUGAUGUUAUUAAAUUAAAAGAAAUUCAAGAUAAAAUUCAAUUAGGUUUAUUACCAUCAAUGACAACACUUAUUAAUCAAUAUAAUAAUGCGCAAAUAAAAACGAAUGAUCGACAUGUGUCACGUAAAAAGUUGAGAAAAAAACGGAAAAAGAAAUUAAAAUUAUCAACAUCUCGUAGCAAAAAAAGAAAUCGAAAGAUUCAUAAGAAUAAAUCGAUUAAAACAUUACAACAAAAUGAUGCAAUCUCAACACAAGUGGAGGAAAAACAACAAACAGAAGUAUUAUCAAAAGAUGUAGCAAAACUUAAAACAUUGCACAUGUUUGAAUCAUGGAUAAAACGUGAUGAACUUGAUAAAGAAUUAAUGAAUAAAUUAUUCGACUUAUUUAAAUUAGCAUCUGAACAAUUUCAACAUGGUUUAAUUCGACAAAAUGUACUUAUUCAAUGGCUUCGUGCAUCACAUGUUAUUCCAAAUAUAUAUUCAGUGAAUAUUAUUGAAAGUAUUCUAUCGAGUGUUUUAGCUCGUUAUAUCAACGUUGGUCUAUAUAAAUUAGAUACAAAUACGUUUGAUUGGAAUGGUUUUCUGGAUUGUAUUCACCUUUUAGCAAAAGAAAUUCAUUUAUCAUUAAAUGAAUUUGUUAAGAAGAUGCUUAUAGCUGAUGAAUUUUCAUUUCAAACAUGGCGAACUGAAAUAGAAGAUAUUCCCGAAGUUGGUACUAAUAAAAAAUCGGAUCGUUCAUGGGAUGCUAAAAAAGUUCUUGCUGCUGUUAAUAUUAUGCGUGAUGUUGUUGAAGAAAGUCGUAAAUUACAUUUAACUGAUGAUGAACGUAAACGUUUACGUUCACUCUAUAAAGAAUUUGCAACAUUUGCAUAUCGUCGUCAAAGUUCACAUUUAGAAGCACGUUUAACAAAUUCUGUUUUAAGUAAUUGGAUGCGUGAAUGUCGAAUAUUCGAUGAUAAAUAUACAAUCAAUGAGCUUGAUAAAGAUUUUAUUUCAAUAUUAGGAGAUUUUACAUUAAAUGGUGUUUAUCCACAAGGCACACGUGAUAUUGAUUUCGAUGGUUUUCUUAUAUUAAUACAAACAAUUGCUUCACAUAAACAUAUUCGAGCAGAUGAUUUUGUUCAAAUGAUUUUUGCUGGACCACGUAGUCCAUUACAAAAAACAAGUGAAUUCAAUGAGCAUAUGGAUCGUACAAAAAUUCAGACAAGUCAAGGUAUUUGA
Messenger RNA from Adineta steineri, 1815 nucleotides. The record is from the annotation of a GenBank genome assembly. Lineage: Eukaryota; Metazoa; Rotifera; Eurotatoria; Adinetida; Adinetidae.